AUGUUACACAUAAAUUGUUGCUUUUUAUUCGUUUCGUCUGUUGUUAUUCUGAUUAUUUUACCACUCAUCGGCUCAAAUCCAGUUCAAGUACGAAAUUCAUUGAUAUCCAGAUUCAAACGAACUAAAUACAACCAAAUGGUUACAUCUUGCUACAUUUAUGAUUAUUCAACAUGGUUACAACAAAGACAUGAAUUCAUGAUAUGGCUCGAAUUUGCUGCAUUACUCCAAUUACCGUUUCAUAAAAAUACGGAAAUUCAACGGAAAAUCAAACUAUAUAAUCUUCAAGAUGAAUGUUUACGUAUUAUUGAACGUCUACCUUUGAACUUUGGUCCGGGAUAA
Messenger RNA from Rotaria socialis, 339 nucleotides. Lineage: Eukaryota; Metazoa; Rotifera; Eurotatoria; Philodinida; Philodinidae. The record is from the annotation of a GenBank genome assembly.